UGUACUGAUCCAGGGAAUUGUCUGACCUCGCAGCAUCAUGCUCACCAGGAACGUUGUUAUUCUGUUCUCUCUCUUCGUCCUACUGGUGGAGGGUGACCUGGACUCAAACGAUGCUGGAAUACAAGCCAUGUCGACAGAUAAAGACUCCAUAUCUGAUGAAGCCCCCACAGAGAGUAUGAACGCCGUCUCUCCUGAUCAGCCUGAUACCAGCAGCUCCAGUUCAGAGACUGCAGACGCUCCAGCAGCCAAUCAGGUGACAGUACAUGAACCUGCUGCAGCUGCUGCAAUCAGUGUGGAAGAAGAAGAUGAAGAUGAGCGCUCCGACUCUGAGGAGGGAGGGAAGAAAAAGUUCAACUCCCGUUCGGUCAAACCUCAGAGCCCAGCCGUGCUGCCACAAAACCCAGUGGGCUUUAUCAAAAGCCCCUCCCAUCUACCUCAGAGCCCUGCCCUCCCCCUUCAACCACUCAUUCCUCAGCCGAAAACUCUGGUGAGGAACCGAACGUCAAAGAGACGAUCCAGGACCAAUCGCCCCCAGAUAUAAGAAAUCAACGCACACGCAGUAACACACACCUGUAGUAACACACCUGUAGUAACACACAUGUAGUAACACACACGUACGUAGGUGUAAAAAUAUCUUUCAUACAUUGAUAAAAGAGACACACAAACAUUUGAUCUUAAAACUUGUUUGUGAGUUUGUUUUUGUAAUAUUUAACGGUUUUAUAGGAUGAAUUUAAUAACCUAAAUUGUUUUCUGACUGAAAGCUUAGACUGAUCAUUUAAUAUUUUCACUUUUGUCCGGGUCUGUCAGUGUCUGGCCACCAAUAUGUUUAUUGUAUUGGGCCCCUGAUUGUUUUCUGUAUUGGGCCCUGAUAUGUUUAAUGUAGUGAGCCCCUGCACCGCCUGUUUUCAAUCAGCUCAGUUUAUUUGAGUUUUAGGUAGUUUUUCUUUUCUUUUUCUUUUUUGUUUCAUUUAUUCAUUAAUAAUUCUUAAUUGUAA
Messenger RNA from Acanthopagrus latus (yellowfin seabream), 995 nucleotides. RefSeq lists its product as uncharacterized. The coding region runs from base 38 to 541 and encodes 167 amino acids. The transcript has 9 exons. The record is from RefSeq and is a predicted model, not a curated record. NCBI's taxonomy places the organism in Eukaryota, Metazoa, Chordata, Actinopteri, Spariformes, Sparidae.